Molecule: messenger RNA, 2212 nt
Organism: Habropoda laboriosa
Lineage: Eukaryota; Metazoa; Arthropoda; Insecta; Hymenoptera; Apidae
Gene: Psq
Product: protein bric-a-brac 2
Exons: 9
Coding region: 34-2019 (661 amino acids)
Biological process (GO): regulation of transcription by RNA polymerase II
Cellular component (GO): nucleus
Molecular function (GO): protein binding; DNA binding
Source: RefSeq, a predicted model, not a curated record
CGUAGCUGUGCCGGAAAAGAAAACGAAUAUUUCAUGGAGACGGAUCGUUAUUGGGGCGUGCACUACAGCGGCGGCAUGGCCGGGCAGCACUACUGCCUGCGCUGGAACAACUACCAAUCAAACAUGACGUCCGUUUUCCAUCAGCUCCUCCAGACGGAAUCUUUCGUGGACGUCACCCUGGCCUGCAACGAGGCUUCCUUAAAAGCACACAAGGUGGUGUUAUCGGCGUGCAGUUCCUACUUUCAAAAGCUUCUGCUCUCGAAUCCCUGCAAACAUCCGACGAUCAUUAUGCCCCAAGACGUCUGUUUCAAUGAUCUCAAAUUCAUCAUAGAAUUUGUCUACAAAGGAGAGAUCGACGUUUCCCAGGCAGAGCUACAGUCCCUGCUGAAAACAGCCGAUCAGCUGAAGAUCAAAGGACUCUGCGAGGUGCCGGAAAGCAGAGACGGUCCACCAUCGGUGAGUCUUAGUUCACCGCCGAGAGAACCUGGCACUCCUAGGAUAAAUUUUACGAAGCUGAAGAGGCAUCAUCCGAGAUACAAGAGGGCAAGGACAACGUUCGAGCCUCGCGCGACCGACUCCAGGCACUACGACCGUUACAAAGAGGAGGAAUCGAACGAGGACUAUAACCUGGAGAACAAAGAGAACCACAGAGACUGGCAACCCGAAGAUGAAGAGUGCACGGAGGCAACCACGGGACCAGUAGUCUUGGAAACUUGGCAACGUAACGCCAACAGCACCGGCAUCGCCACCACUACCGCCACCACCACCACCACUACCACGACCACCACCACCGCUACCAGCAACAAUAGUAAUAACAACAGUAGCGGAAACAGCAACGGUAACAGCACGAACAACAAUAAUAACAACGGUGACAUGUUCUGUCAUACAGGCCUCGGUCAUUACGGUCAUCAUCCGGAUCCCGGGGAGGUUGAUCUACCUCCAGAAACUCAACCUACACCACCGAGUGCCACAUUGGUCGGUACCACCAUCACCCAUCUAAGAGACCCGGAUCAUCACUCUACAGAGAUUCAGAAUUGCGACAGUGUAAAGAUCAAAUUCGAAACGUUACACACGAUGGAUUCCUCAGACACGAUCGACAUCGACAGCCACAUGUCGGACCGGGCAAGUGUCAGUUCGAAGAAUGCGGCCGACAGCGACAACAUGAUGAUGAUCACGCCUGAAUUGUUGGGAUUAAUGCCUUCUGGGAGUUCCAUUCACUCGGAUUCCGGUGAGAACAACUCGAGGGGUCAUUCUGGACAGUCGAGCUCUCAUCAUCAUGGCUCGAAAUCGUGGACUCAGGAGGAUAUGGACGCCGCUUUGGAAGCUCUGCGAAAUCACGAUAUGAGCCUUACGAAAGCUUCCGCUACCUUCGGUAUACCAUCGACGACAUUGUGGCAAAGGGCGCAUCGACUGGGCAUCGACACCCCGAAAAAGGACGGACCCACCAAGUCGUGGAGCGACGAGAGUUUAAAUAACGCGCUCGAAGCGUUACGAACAGGAACGAUAUCGGCUAACAAAGCAUCGAAAGCGUUCGGUAUACCAUCCAGCACACUUUAUAAAAUCGCGAGGAGGGAAGGCAUCAGACUAGCUGCACCUUUCAACGCCAGUCCUACCACUUGGUCGCCCGCCGAUCUCGAUCGCGCCCUCGAAGCGAUACGCUCCGGUCAAACGUCCGUGCAAAGAGCGUCCACGGAAUUCGGUAUACCCACAGGAACGUUGUACGGUCGAUGUAAAAGGGAGGGAAUCGAACUUAGCCGAAGUAAUCCUACACCCUGGAGCGAAGAUGCUAUGACCGAAGCUCUCGAAGCUGUCAGAUUAGGCCAUAUGAGCAUCAAUCAAGCGGCCAUCCACUAUAAUUUACCGUACUCCUCUUUGUACGGUCGUUUCAAGAGGGGAAAAUACGAGGAACCGGCGGUCGGCGAUCUAUCACAAGACGGUAGCAGUCCUCACUUCCAUCAAAGUCCGAGUCAGAAUCAUUCGUCCGCCGUUCCAGAUCAAAUGCCCUACCAAGGCAGCUGAAACUUGCCUCUCUAUUAGAGUGGUUCAAGUUUAUUCGCAAUCUUCGGGGUUCCUCACUGAACAAACGCGAACACGAACACGACAAAAGCCACCGACCAAUAAACGCGCGUUACACGGAACAAUUGGCGAAUUCUUCUCGACGAUUUACAGCCGGAAGCAGGGACUUGUGGCGUCGCGAAGCGACAUACGAUCA